This is a messenger RNA of Tripterygium wilfordii, 4071 nucleotides long. Its product is annotated as zinc finger protein BRUTUS-like At1g18910. The coding region runs from base 162 to 3905 and encodes 1247 amino acids. The transcript has 12 exons. The record is from RefSeq and is a predicted model, not a curated record. Gene Ontology annotation, molecular function: ubiquitin protein ligase activity; zinc ion binding. NCBI's taxonomy places the organism in Eukaryota, Viridiplantae, Streptophyta, Magnoliopsida, Celastrales, Celastraceae. Gene Ontology annotation, cellular component: nucleus. Gene Ontology annotation, biological process: protein ubiquitination; ubiquitin-dependent protein catabolic process.
AUAAAAAUAAUUCUAAGAGGCAAAGGCCAAAACGAGAGAGAGAGACCGAGGGAGCUUCUGUAGAAUCGAAGAGGCGAUAAAUCCAUGGACUCUCCUCCAUCGCAAUUCUUCCCCCUCCCCUCUCUUGCCGUUCAUGGUGUUUGUUGGCUGCUCUUCUCUGUAUGGGAGGUUCAACUCCAAAAUGCCCGCCAGACAAGGAGGAGGACUCAGAUGCUCCGCUACAGUUUCUGGCAUUUUACCACAAAGCCAUACGCGAGGAGCUCCUCAGUCUCCACGGAUUGGCCGUAACUGCCUUGGAGAGCGGGUCUCCUUCUCCGGAGACAGUACGCCAACUCGAUCGAAGAUUCAAGUUCCUCGAGCUUGCUGAAAAGUACCAUUCCGCUGCGGAGGAUGAGGUCCUCUUUCUAGCACUAGAUCAUCACAUAAAAAAUGUGGUGUGUAAAUAUUCACUUGAACAUAAAAGCAUUGAUGGCCUCUUUGGCUCAGUUUUUGGUUGCUUGAAUGCAUUGAUGGAUGGGAGUGACAAUGUCAUCAAGCUAUUUCAAGAACUUGUCAUUUGCAUUAGCACUUUACGGACAUCAAUUGAUGAGCAUAUGGUGAAAGAAGAACAGCAGAUUUUUUCAUUGUUUACGCAGCAGUUCACUUUCAAAGAACAGGUCUCACUUGUAUGGAAAUUUGUUUGUAGCAUUCCUGUAAUUGUGCUAGAGGAUUUAUUGCCAUGGAUGAUAUCGUUUUUCUCACCAGAAGAACGAAUCAAGGUUAGGCAUUGCAUGAGGGAGAUUGUUCCUAAGAAUAAAUUUCUGCAAGAGGUGGUUAUCUCUUGGCUUGAUAAAAAUCAUGGAUCCUCUUCUGAGGUGUAUACUAUGAGUGGAAAUGUAGAUACAGAUGGACCUGUAAAUAUUAAAAAAAUACUCAGACAGUGUACCUUUGAAAGAAGUUCGGGCAAAAGUCAUAAAUGGAAUGAAGUACAUUCAAUCCAAACCGAUGUUAAACAUGAUCCACUUGACAUUUGUCAUCAUUGGCAUAUUGCCAUCUGUAAGGACUUGAAAGAAAUUCUGGGAGAGUUAUAUCAAGUGGUAAAUUUGAGCAGUUUUCUGAAUCUAGGCUCAUUGGUUGUCCGGCUGAAAUUCCUCGCAGAUGUACUCGUCUAUUACAGCAAUGCAUUGAAGAGACUCUUUUACCCCUUAUCAAAUGAACUUGCCAAUGGACAACUCUCCAUUGACGGUCGUAUUGAGAGUCUACAAUAUUUGUUGCACACUAAAACUAAUAAUAGUUUACCCUUGAGCAAGUUCGUGGAAAUGCUUUGUCAGGAGCUUAAGAAGUUUGUGAAGGGAGUUAGCAAACUUUUCACUUUUCUAGAAAACAAGGUACUUCCCAUUAUUUGCAGUAACUGCAGCUGUGAUAACCAGCUCCAGCUUCUCUAUAGAAGCCUUCAUGUGAUGCCACUUGGGUUGCUAAAGUAUGUCAUUACUUGGUUCUCAUCUCAUUUAUCAGUGGAUAAGUCAACGUCCAUUAUUCACACCAUAAAUCAAGGAGAUUUUUUAGUUCACGAAGCCUUUUCCUCCCUUUUACUAGAAUGGUUCCACAUUGGUUACACAGGGAAAACCUCUACUGAAAAUUUCACGAAGGACUUGCAGAAAAUGUUCAAAAGCACCUGUUCAUUUUCAUGUGAGCAAAUCAAGGAAGAGGCUGGAUCUUCUUCCUCACACUUAUAUAUCCACCCUUGUAGGGGGUCUAAUUCCAGUUUAGUGGAACCGCUUGCUGCGGACGAGGGAAAAAUUUCUCUGUCUUCUUUAUCCUCAAGCUCCCACACUGUUCAUCCAUACGAGAUGGCAUACUCUAGUAGAAUCCAUCUUCAUAUAUUCUUCCCAGGAACAUUAGGAAUAUUGCAGUCCUGCAUGAAAUCCUCCAAUGGAACGAGAAGUAGGCCUUCCAUCGUCAAAGAACCAACUCCAAUAGAUCUCAUAUUUAUCUUCCACAAGGCUCUAAAGAAAUAUUUGCAGUAUUUUGUCUCUGGUUCAGGAAAGUUAGCUGAAAACGAUGGGUUUCUGGCGGAGUUCCACAAAAACUUCCAUCUCACAAGAUAUCUAUAUCAACUCCAUAGUGAUGCAGAGGAUGAAAUUGCAUUUCCAGCUUUGGAAGCAAAGGUAGACCUCCAAAACAUUAGCCAAUCCUACACAAUUGAACACAAGCUGGAAGUUGAAUACUUCACCAAGGUAUCGCUCAUUUUGGAUGAAAUUUCUGACUGGCAAGCUUUGAAUUCUGAUGUUGAUUUAAGUAGUAUUGAUAAGAGAAUGGUAAAACACCAUCAGCUGUGUUUGAAGCUCCAGGAGAUGUGCGAAUCCAUGUGUAAACUACUCACAGACCAUCUUCAUCAUGAAGAAACUGAACUCUGGCCUUUAUUUAGAGAACACUUUUCUGCUGAGGAGCAAGAAAAGAUCAUAGGACGCAUGCUUGGGAGAACAAGAGCAGAAAUAUUACGAGAUUUGAUACCGUGGCUAAUGGCCUCUUUAACACCUGAAGAACAGCAUGCCAUGAUGUUCUUGUAUCGUAAGAUUACAAGAAAUACAAUGUUUGAUGAAUGGUUAGCAGAAUGGUGGGAUGGGUAUGGCACAGCUAAGGUGGCAAGGGAGGCAAAUAUAUCUCCUUCAGACACUAAAGACCCAUUGGAAAUUAUCUCGACAUAUUUAUCAAAAGUUUUCGAUGAGAAAGGAGGCAUCCUCUGCGGUGAAGGCUUUGAUUCAACUCAGGAAGAUUGUUCUGGUGCUAAAACUGAGCUACUUGGAAAGUUUAGUUUUGAUGAUAAAAAAGAAGAGCAUGAUGGACAUCUAAGCUGCAACGAAUCAUCUGAAUGUGCAGAACUUUUCAAUGAGGAUGAAAGGUGCAAAGAAGUGGCAUCUGCCACUUCUCAGACAGAAAAACCAACCCAACCUUCUCUGAGAACUCAGAAAUCUGGGCAUCAUGAGUGCAUUCAGACAAUGAGUCAAUAUGAUGUAGAGGCUGCAAUAAGAAGAGUAUCUCGUGACACAUCUUUAGAUCCUCAAGAAAAAUCAUACAUGAUCCAGAAUCUGUUAACAAGCCGUUGGAUUGUUAGGCAGCAAUUGUCUCAUCCAGAGCAAAACGGAUCAAGUAAUGGGGAAGAAAUACGUGGUCAGUGUCCAUCUUAUCGAGACUCUCUCAGAGCAACCUUUGGUUGCCAACAUUAUAAAAGGAACUGUAAGCUUGUUACUGCCUGUUGCAACCAGCUCUACACCUGCAUUCGUUGCCAUGAUGAGGUUGCUGAUCAUCUGGUUGAUAGGAAAUCUGUCACGAAGAUGAUGUGUAUGGAAUGCUUAAUUAUCCAGCCUAUUGGACCUAAAUGCUCAACAGCCUCCUGCAAUAGUUUAUCCAUGGCAAGAUAUUAUUGUCGAAUCUGCAAAUUGUUUGACGAUGAUAGGGAAAUCUAUCACUGCCCUUACUGCAACCUCUGCCGAGUAGGUAAGGGAUUGGGUAUUGACUACUUCCAUUGUAUGAAAUGCAAUGCUUGCAUGUCACGGUCUCUCUCAGUUCACAUAUGCAUAGAGAAAUGCUUGGAGGAUAAUUGCCCCAUUUGUCAUGAAUAUAUCUUCACUUCAAGCUCUCCAGUAAAGGCCCUUCCUUGUGGUCAUUUGAUGCACUCAGCUUGUUUCCAGGACUACACAUGCACUAACUAUACCUGUCCAAUUUGUAGCAAGUCACUUGGGGAUAUGCAGGUAUACUUUAAGAUGUUGGACACAUUGUUGGCAGAGGAGAAAAUGCCAGAUGAGUACUCUGGCCAAACUCAGGCCAUACUAUGCAACGACUGUGAGAAGAAAGGCAAUGCUCCAUUCCACUGGCUUUAUCACAAAUGCUCAUACUGUGGCUCCUACAACACAAGGCUUCUAUGACACAAUUCUUCUCUGGUGUGGAUAAAGUGAGCUUUAAAUGACUGCUUCUCGUUCACCUUUUUUCAUUUUACUUGGGCAAGUGUGCGUUGGGGCGGGGGGCCGAGUGGCGAAUAAGACAUUAUUUGAAUUUCAUGAUUCAUUAUAAUAAAAAAAAUUUCUUUUCGCC